UUUAAUUUAUUAUUAUUAUUAUUAAUUAUUAAAAAAAUUAAUUCGAAAAUUAUAACAAUUAUAAAAACGGCGGCUUGGCCUGCAAUUCGAAACCCGGGUCUCUCCUUUCCCGAAACCCUCGGCGAAAAAAGAAGCGCGAAAGUCUCGACUGGAUUUUCCUCCCAUUGCCGAGCCCUCCGAAAUCCUGAAAAAGAAGCAAGGAAGUCGCGACGCCAGCUUGCAGAAGAAGGCAUCGACGGGCACUUUUCCUGUUCGUAAUCCGCCGCUGCCAUACAGCAACUAGCCCUCCUUUGAUCGCCCCAAAAAUGGAGGCAAUCGCCGAACUAGCUCCGGUGAAUCAACCAUCGAGCGAUGCGGAAGAAACUGGCGAGCCAGGAUCUGAUGCUGGUGUGCUGACCCCUUCAUUUCCGACGGGGAGGGUGAAGAGGAUCAUUAAGAUGGACGAAGACAUCAAGAAAGUGAGCUCCGAGGCUCUGUUUUUGAUUUCCCUCUCAACCGAGCUCUUUAUAGAAUUCAUGGCCGAAAAAGCUGGGAAUGCUGCUGCCCGCAAGCGGCGGAAGACCGUCAAGCUUGAGGAUCUGCGAACUGCCAUCACCGGCCACUCCCCAACUGCUGACUUCCUCCUUGACUGCCUUCCUGAGACAUCAAAGCCACCGCCUAUUCUGGCUGGUAAAAAGAACGAAUCGGAGAAGCCGCUUCCUCCUGGUGCGCGCCGGAUCGAUGAAUUCUUCUCCAAGUCGGCGGAGAUAGUGCAGCAGAGCCGCUGAUUUCUGUAUUCGUCUUUGGUCCUCUUGUGGUUCAUAAGGUGCCUGCAAGUUUGAAACGAAAUGGAAGAGUCUUUCUCGGAAAACUUGUAGGAAAAAGAACAAGGAUUGCCCUUCCAGAAAUUUGCUCUUGCAGCACCGGGAAGCAGCUUUGAUCCAAGCAAAAUCAUCAUUUGAUUGCG
Dendrobium catenatum is the source of this 946-nucleotide messenger RNA. Its product is annotated as transcriptional activator HAP5-like. The record is from RefSeq and is a predicted model, not a curated record. The transcript is spliced from 2 exons. The coding region runs from base 306 to 767 and encodes 153 amino acids. Gene Ontology annotation, molecular function: protein heterodimerization activity; 5'-flap endonuclease activity; crossover junction DNA endonuclease activity. Gene Ontology annotation, cellular component: nucleus; Slx1-Slx4 complex. Gene Ontology annotation, biological process: double-strand break repair via homologous recombination; regulation of DNA-templated transcription. NCBI's taxonomy places the organism in Eukaryota, Viridiplantae, Streptophyta, Magnoliopsida, Asparagales, Orchidaceae.